UGUUUUGUUUCAUGUUAAUCAGAUGAGGGGCUCCCCAUUUGCAGAGUCUAAGCAACAGGAUCCCACGUCCCUCCCACAGCCCAGGAGUCUUGGCUCCCAGCCUCUGCCCCAUUCUGUAACCAUUAGGCCAUUCUACAGAGCAGACAGGACUCCAUGCUAAUACGGCUAUGAAGGAGGCAGCACGGCUGUGGGGCAGAGAAGUAGGUCAGUGGAUCGAGACUUCCUGUGUUACAAUUAAGGGCACAGUGGAACAAGAUAUCAUGGCACUCCCACCAACCACAGUGGCAAAUUUCAGCAAGACCACAGAGAUCAUGAAGACCCCUCACCUGGCCUCUGCUCUGUUGCUCUUCAUCACCUUCCUGGUGGGUGUGGCAGGGAAUGGGCUGUACGUGUGGGUGCUGGGGAUGAAGAUGAGGAGGACAGUGACCACGCUCUGGUUCCUUCACCUGGUGUCCUGCUACCUGCUCUUCACCCUGCUGAUCCCCUUCUUCGCCAUCUACGUCCUCCUGGAUUUCCACUGGGUCUUUGGCAUGGCCACGUGCAAGCUUCUCAAUACCUUCAUUUCUAUGGGCAUGUUCUCCUCUGUUUUCCUUCUCACACUCAUCAGUCUGGACCGCUACACCCUCACUCACCAUCCUAUUUGGUCCCGGAAUCAUCGCACCAUGCCCCAGGCUUGGAAGCUGAUUGUGGGUGUGUGGCUGGUCUCCUUUGGUCUCAGCGCUCCCUACCUGGCUUUCCGGGAGACCCAUGUGGUUGACGGGGGCAGAAUCAUCUGCAUCAACAAUUACACCCUCUCCACAGACUGGAAUGGAGCCGAGCUGCAAGACCUGGGAAGACAGGUCCACCUGGCUGUCUUCAUGGCUCGGUUCCUGCUGGGCUUCCUGCUGCCUUUCUGCACCAUCAUGGGAUGCUAUAUCCGCGUGGGCCUGAAGAUGAAGGAUAAGAAGCUGGAGUGGGCUGGGAAGCCCUUCAAGGUCAUGGUAGCCGCAGUGGUUUCCUUCUUCCUAGGCUGGCUCCCCUAUCACCUCUACCAUGGCUUGAAGCUCUACAAGAAGGAGGUGCCAGAGUCGGUGACAGGUGUCCUCUUGGUCAUUCACACCUUAACAUCCUGCUUCAAUGCCUCCUUCUCCCCCAUCCUCUACCUCUUCAUAGGGGAGAAGUUCUGGCAGGUCUUCAGGACGUCUCUCCUUACUCUGGUCAAAGCAGCUUUUGUUGAAGAACUCGGCAGCAGUGGCUCCGAGUCUGGUGGAAGACACGGGUCAGAAGUUUAGAACAUAAGGAAAGAGAUGGUCUGAAGGUGCCCAGACUUAGGGAGAGUUGAAAACUUCACAUCCCCAUUAUUCCUAAAUUUCUGCUGUUUCUUAAACCUGAUGGGUUCCAGGUGUCUCAAUGUUUAUAAACCCCUCAGUGUCCCUGGAUUCUAUAUUCCCUGUUGUCUCUCUCUCAAUUUUUUCAAACUCAGUGGGUCAUCAAUGGCACCAGAUUGCUAGCCAGCUCCAGAAUCCUGUUUGUUUUAGGUCUCUCAAUGCGUUUUAACGUAACUGACUCUUGGAUUGUGCAUCUCUAGCUGGCUCCGGAAUUUCUUUCAUUGUCAGCCGUUCAAUAGGUUUAAACUCAAAGUCUGUUGAGUUUAGGUCCCUGACUGGAUCUAGGACAUCACUGGGUCCUAGAGUGUUUUCAGACCACAUAGAAUCCAGCAGGUUCCAGAUUGUCUGCUAAAACAUUCAUCUUGGUUCUAGAUUUCCAAAUGAUUUUUAAUCCAUUAGGUGUGAUAUAUUAUAGAAGAGUCUGUGUAUUACUAUAGCACUAUCUAGCUCUUCUCCAGUGCUUGUCAUCAGUAGAUCUCAAAGAACUUUACCAAGGAGGACAGUAGCAGUCUUCCAGUUUUUACAAAUGGGGAAACUGAGGCACAGAGUGGGGAAGUGACUUGGCCAAGGUCACCCAGCAGGCCAAUCGCAGAACUAGAACAAACGCAGGUCUCCUACAUCCCAGUUGAGGUUUUUUUCCAUUUCAUAUCUUCACACACUUAGCUCUCUGUGGCUCGACCUGUUUUUUUUUUGCUAUAUGUUUGUAUAGUGCUUAGCACAGCGGGGUCCUGGGCCAGGACUGGGGCUCCCAGCACUAACAAAACAAAAAUUAAGAAUAAUGAUUCCCAGGUUUUCCUUGAACUGCAUAGUUUCUGUAAAGAUAGUGUGGCAGCUUUGACAUAAUUUACAAACACAGUGUGACCUAAUCACUGGGAUAUUUAGUGUGGGGAGGCUCUGGCUUAAUUUCAGAGUGGCUGAUAAGGAAAACAAGUCUGCAGAAUAAAGAGCUGCUCCAGAGAAACCACCUGCCCAUGAACACUUCAGGGCGGUGAAGAGGUAAUGUCCAAGCUAAUAAUAAUGACAUUAUAUGGCAUAUGGGUGAUCACUCAUAAUAUUAUGGAAACAAAAUUGCAAUGAAACAUACCAGAUAUGCCAUGUAAGGUAUCAGUGGAAAAGUUAUCAUUUGAUAAAUAUGAUAAUCUUG
Gopherus flavomarginatus (Mexican gopher tortoise) is the source of this 2511-nucleotide messenger RNA. RefSeq names its product probable G-protein coupled receptor 33. Gene Ontology annotation, biological process: positive regulation of cytosolic calcium ion concentration; phospholipase C-activating G protein-coupled receptor signaling pathway; inflammatory response. The record is from RefSeq and is a predicted model, not a curated record. Gene Ontology annotation, cellular component: plasma membrane. The coding region runs from base 168 to 1271 and encodes 367 amino acids. Gene Ontology annotation, molecular function: G protein-coupled receptor activity; complement receptor activity. NCBI's taxonomy places the organism in Eukaryota, Metazoa, Chordata, Testudines, Testudinidae. The transcript has 2 exons.